AACUGUAUUUUUUACUUUUAUUUUUCAAGAAGCUAGGAAAUAGCCAAAUCCAAGCAUUGACUCUUUAUCCAAUGUCUUACCCUUUGUCUAUAACUGUCCCUCAUCUUUCACUCUCUACACCAAAUCUCUCUUUCUCAUCUCUCUUUCUUUUCUUAUAAGAAAGAGCAAAAAAGCUUACUUCGUUUUACUAUUUCUAUGAUUCUGAAUUCCACACGAACAUAUAAUAAGAAAGUGAACGAAUAAAAGUUUAAAGUAUUCUUUGUCUCCAUGGCUGCUGAGAAGAAGAAGAAGAAACAUUUACACGAGCUUCUUGAAGAUGACCAAGAGCCUUUUCAUCUCAACCAUUACAUCUCCGACCUUAGGUCUCAGAUGGGCUGCUCUGAGUUGCGUGUCAAGAAACGAAAGUCCGAAAACGCCGCCGUUCUGCCUCACGGUUUCUUCUCAUGCGAGAGUUCUUGUUUCUUCGCGACUCAUGCUAAUAAGUCUCCUCUCUUUGAGCUACGCUCUCCAGCGAAUAAGAAGGUUCGCGACGGUCUUCAUAUUCCGGCGAGAACCGCCGCAAUUCUACUGGAAGCGGCGGCGAGGAUUCAGAAGCAGCAGAAUAAUAAGAGCAAGAACAGAGCUCGGAACAGAGGAAACGCGUUUGGUUUGUUAGGGUCUGUUUUAAAGCGGUUGACUAAUCUUAAUGGGAAACCGCCUUUGGACAACGCUGAUAGAAACGCGGUUUUGUCGGAACCGACGUGUAGGAGUAGCAGCAGUCGAGAGCGUUUGGUUGAGAUUGGCGAUAAGUAUUUUUGUGAGAGCCCUAUUCAUUUCGUUCUCCAUACAACUCCUUCUACUUCCGGCCACCGGACCUCCCACUUCACGUCGACGGCUACUUCUCCGGCGCGACGCAGUACAGAGGACGAAGAUAGCGAUGAGACAGAGAGCUUGGAGAAAGUGAGAGGACAAGAAGAAGAAGAGGAACAAUGUAGCCCUGUUUCUGUACUUGACCCUCUUGAGGAAGAAGAGGACGACAAGGACCACCACCAACAAGAGCCUGGCCAUCUCAAUCUCCCCUCGUGCAGCUUUGAAGUUGUACAGCGUGCGAAAAGGCGGCUACUCAAGAAGCUUCGUAGAUUCGAGAAGUUAGCAGGGCUGGAGCCCGCAGACCUUGAAGGGAAGAUGUCAGAAGAAGAAGAAGUGUGUGAAGAGAGCGAGGAAGACGAUAACAUAAGGGUAUAUGAUUGGGAUGAAGAAUAUGAGGACGUGAAUGAAGCUAUGGCUCGAGAGAGCGGAUGCAUGCAAGAGGAGAGGCAGGAGAAGUGGAUGAUGUUGAAUGCAUGGAGAGUAGGGAUGGGUGCGGAUGUAUACGUGGACGCGGUGGUGCAGAAAGAUAUGAGAGGAGAGGCCGGACAGUGGACAAAACACGGUGGAGAAGUGGAGGAGACCGUCGCUGAUCUCGAGCUCUCCAUCUUCUUGUUCUUGAUUGAUGAAUUUUCCCACGAACUUGUUUCUUCUCAAUCAUGAACAUAUAUAUAAUGAAAUUUAUUAGAGGCA
Molecule: messenger RNA, 1539 nt
Organism: Brassica napus (rape)
Lineage: Eukaryota; Viridiplantae; Streptophyta; Magnoliopsida; Brassicales; Brassicaceae
Exons: 3
Coding region: 268-1509 (413 amino acids)
Source: RefSeq, a predicted model, not a curated record